AUGUCCCCCUUCACCACCGUCGAACGCAGCCCUGCACUUGAUCGACCCUCGAGGGAUGAUAAGAUGAUCGAUAAGGGCUGGCGGCCCAAGCCCCACCACGACGAGCAAGCCCCUCCCUCCCCGCUGCGCCUCAUUCAUGCUCUGUCAACAUUGGGGAUAGCUCGAAAACAAGCUCGAGAAAACGAGAAAUUGCUGCCCAAAGCCUGA
Penicillium macrosclerotiorum is the source of this 207-nucleotide messenger RNA. RefSeq lists its product as uncharacterized. The transcript has a single exon. The coding region runs from base 1 to 207 and encodes 68 amino acids. NCBI's taxonomy places the organism in Eukaryota, Fungi, Ascomycota, Eurotiomycetes, Eurotiales, Aspergillaceae. The record is from RefSeq and is a predicted model, not a curated record.